GGAUUCUUCUUCCCGUUGACGAAAGCUAAAAUGGAAAGAAAAGAAAUUAAGAUUUCAUUAGCUUCCCUUAGAUGAUCGUCUCUCAGCCAUGGAGGAACCUCGGAAACAUCAGGUAUCGUUGAGAGGAGCAAGCGCGAAAGAGAUAUCGAGAGAUGCGCUUCUCGAGAAAGUUUCUCAAGAAAGAGAGAAUCGCAAUUAUGCCAGACGAGCUGCUUCCGCUGCAAUCUUUAUCCAGAGAGUCUGGAGAAGCUAUAACGUUACAAUGAAAGUGGCUAUCAAGCUUCAAGAAGAAUGGGAAAGUUUUGUGAAAAAUCAAGCUGAGUUGAUGACUGCAAAUUUAAUUUCCAGCAGUGUUUUGAGGCCUUUUAUUUUCUUUAUUACAUGUUUAUCAAUUCGGCGUCGAAAGAUUCUUGCCAGAGUCUCAAACUGUAUGCAGACUUGCUUUAAGAUUCUCUUGGAAAGCAUAAAUUCAACUGAUUCAAAGAAGAAUUUUUGCUCCCUGGCUGUGGGUACAAUGGAAGAGAGAAGAACACUGACUUAUCAAGCGCAGAAGCUGAUUUCACUCUGCUCAUUUGUUCUUGCACAGUGUGAUACGUCACACGGAGGGAGUCAAGAUCUUGUUGUUCUGACAUCUCUGGCAUUGCGUCUUGUUGUUGUCUUAACUGAUCUGAAAAGUUGGAAGAUUGUUAGUGAUGACAAUAUUGGGAAUGUAGAUGCAACAGUGAAGAAUUUGGUUUGUUUUAUGGGAAGCUAUAAAGGUGGCCUUUAUGUAUCUAUGAGAAGAUACAUAAGCAAAUUGGAUGUUUGUUUUUCUCCAGAAGUAAAGAAUAUUGUCCAGACUGAUGAUAAAUUCUUGAUCACUGCAAGUGCAAUUAGUCUGGCUAUUCGGCCAUUUAGUUUGACAACCUUUGAUGCAACUUGUCCUGGUCAGUUCGAUGUGCAUUCUGCUGUUGAGCAGUACUGUUUGUUUUUACUUACAAUUCCUUGGCUCACGCAACGUCUACCAGCUGUUCUUCUACCUGCACUGAAGCACAAGUCUAUUCUUUCACCAUGUCUGCAAAGUUUACUGAUUUCAAGAGAUAAAAUUGUUGGAAAGAUGUCAGAAAUUGAUCAGUCUGACAUGGACUGUUCUUCGAAGGCAAUUCCACAAGUUGGUUGGGCUCUUUCAAAUGUUAUAUGCCUAGCUUCUGGGAGUGAGAAUGACUUUCUGGAUUCCGGAGUGUUGAACCAAGGUCUAGAAUAUGCAUCCUAUGUCCAUGUUGUAACCAUUCUUGCAGACAACUUAUUGGAAUGGCUUCAUAAUGUUGGGUGGAAUGAAAAGGGGAAUCAAAAUCUUGAAGGUAAUAAUGAAGCUCAUGUAGAGCCUGUUAGUGCCGUUAUGCAGGAGAGCGAGACAGCCUGUGGGUCAUUAAAAACAUCCUACAUGGACCUAUUUAGACCUGUUUGUCAGCAGUGGCAUCUUAAAAAGCUUUUGAGUUUAUCUGAAAGAUAUGCUCAUACAGAUGAGGCCAAGAUCCUACCUCCAAACAGCUUAGAAUGUUUGGGGAACUUGGAAUUGCUUGAUAUUGCACAUUUUUAUUCCUACAUGCUUAGAAUAUUUGCUGCAUUCAAUCCCAUGGUUGGGCCCUUGACUGUUCUUAAUAUGCUAUCUUUCACUCCUGGAUUUCUUGGCAACCUUUGGGGAGUGCUAGAAAGUUCCAUGUUCCGUGGAAAUAGUCACACCAUUGGAGAUAGUUAUCAUGGUACAAAUAAAGUUUCAGGGAAGAAAAAAGAGGGAAUUGAUAAAAAACUAAAACAAGCCAAUAAGGAUGGAGUCAAUAAAUGGGUCAAUGUAUUGCAGAAGUUCACUGGCAAAUCACAGGCUGACGUUGAUUUUGCAGAUUCAGUUGAUGAUCAUCUUGUUGAUGAUGAUUCUUUUGAUGUUUGGGAUAUAGAGCCUUUGAGGCAUGGUCCUCAGGGUAUCUCAAAAGAUAUGUCAUGUCUACUUCAUCUGUUCUGUGCCACCUAUUCACAUCUGCUAUUAGUUCUUGAUGACAUAGAGUUUUAUGAGAAACAGGUUCCAUUCACACUGGAGCAACAACGAAGAAUUGCAUCAGUGCUUAAUACACUAGUCUAUAAUGGCCUGUCGUGUAGUGUGGGUCAGCAGAAUGGUUCCUUUAUGGAGUCUGCGAUCAGAUGCUUGCAUCUAAUUUAUGAAAGGGAUUGCAGACACCAGUUCUGCCCCCCUGUUUUGUGGCUUUCACCAGCUAGAAGGAGCCGACCUCCAAUUGCUGUAGCUGCCAGAACUCAUGAAGUUCUAUCAGCUAAUAUCAGGCCAGAGGAUGCUACCGUUGUUCACAGUACAGGUUCUGUAAUCACCAGUAUGCCACAUGUAUUUCCAUUUGAAGAAAGGGUUCAAAUGUUUAGAGAGAUUAUCAAUAUGGAUAAAGUCUCUCGGAAAAUGGCUGGUGAAGUGGCCGGACCUGGUUCACGAUCAGUUGAGAUAGUAAUUCGUCGAGGUCAUAUUGUUGAAGAUGGCUUUCGACAAUUAAAUUCCCUUGGCUCAAGGUUGAAGUCAUCGAUUCAUGUUUCAUUUGUUAGUGAAUGUGGCCUUCCAGAGGCUGGUCUGGAUUAUGGUGGAUUAUCUAAAGAAUUUUUAACCGAUAUAUCUAAAGAAGCUUUUGCUCCUGAGUAUGGGUUAUUUUCCCAAACGUCAACGUCAGACAGACUUCUAAUACCUAAUGCAGCUGCAAGAUAUCUAGAGAAUGGUAUCCAGAUGAUUGAAUUCCUUGGAAGAGUUGUUGGCAAAGCACUCUAUGAAGGAAUAUUACUAGAUUACUCUUUUUCACAUGUUUUUGUGCAAAAGCUGUUAGGCCGAUAUAGCUUUCUUGAUGAACUAUCAACACUUGAUCCAGAGCUCUACAGGAAUCUUAUGUAUGUCAAGCACUAUGAUGGUGAUAUUAAGGAGCUCUGUCUAGAUUUCACAAUUACUGAAGAAUCUUUUGGUAAACGGCAUGUUAUCGAGCUUAAACCUGGUGGCAAGGAUGUUUGUGUGACUAAUGAGAACAAGAUGCAGUAUGUUCAUGCAAUGGCAGAUUACAAACUCAACCGACAGAUACUGCCCUUUUCAAAUGCAUUUUAUAGGGGGUUAACUGAUCUUAUAUCUCCAUCUUGGUUGAAGUUAUUUAAUGCUAGUGAAUUUAAUCAGUUACUUUCUGGUGGAGACCAUGAUAUUGAUGUUGAUGAUUUAAGAAAUAACACACGGUAUACUGGUGGUUAUUCCGAGGGAAAUCGAACAAUUAAACUUUUCUGGGAGGUAAUGAAGGAUUUUGAGCCAAAAGAACGCUGUAUGCUGCUAAAAUUUGUGACCAGUUGUUCUCGUGCUCCUUUACUAGGGUUCAAAUUCUUGCAGCCAUCUUUCACAAUUCAUAAGGUUGCAAGUGAUGCUCCUCUUUGGGCAACCAUUGGAGGACCAGAUGUGGAGCGGCUUCCCUCAGCUUCUACAUGCUAUAACACUCUCAAGCUUCCAACCUAUAAGCGGUCAAGUACGCUGAAAGCAAAGCUUCGUUAUGCAAUCAGUUCUAAUGCAGGAUUUGAACUUUCUUAGGGACCUCAAACCAUUUAACUGGUGCAGGUGAACCUUUUAGUACCUCUUGAGUUUUACUUCCUGAAAAGUUAAAUUUAUUUCUAUCAACUAUAAAGAUUGUAAUAUAUAUAAUAGGUUUUACAGCAAUAUUCCUAGUGAUCUCAAGCAUCUUUUACUUGUCA
Molecule: messenger RNA, 3747 nt
Organism: Theobroma cacao (cacao)
Lineage: Eukaryota; Viridiplantae; Streptophyta; Magnoliopsida; Malvales; Malvaceae
Gene: UPL7
Product: ubiquitin-protein ligase 7
Biological process (GO): protein polyubiquitination; ubiquitin-dependent protein catabolic process
Molecular function (GO): ubiquitin protein ligase activity
Source: RefSeq, a predicted model, not a curated record